Doryrhamphus excisus (bluestripe pipefish) is the source of this 3299-nucleotide messenger RNA. It is a transcript of the gene strn3, whose product is annotated as striatin, calmodulin binding protein 3. The record is from RefSeq and is a predicted model, not a curated record. Gene Ontology annotation, cellular component: dendrite. Gene Ontology annotation, molecular function: armadillo repeat domain binding; protein phosphatase 2A binding; calmodulin binding. NCBI's taxonomy places the organism in Eukaryota, Metazoa, Chordata, Actinopteri, Syngnathiformes, Syngnathidae.
GUCCCGGCAUGCACCGCGGAAGGCUACUCCGCUGUGAGAGUGAGCAGUAAUGGCGGCCGGUUAGACACACACAGCAGUAGCCCGUCCGUCGUCAGCCGCACUCACCGCAGUCCUCUGGGGACAGCGAGCGUCACACGCGGCUGAGCCAGCGUUACGAGUCGGGGUGGAGACACGGGACGGAGCGGGCUUCCCUUCUCUUUCGCGGACACUCUAAAUAAGUCCAGCAUCAUGGACGAGCACCCCGGCGGAGGAGCCGCUGGACCUCCGCCGCCACCGCCGCCGCUACAGGAGCAGCAGCAGCAAGGGGGCACGGCCGGCUCUCACCCGGCUCUUGGAGGCGGUGGUGGGGCAAUGCUGGGAUCGCAGCAGUCGGACGAGCUACCGCGGCCUCAUCAGCAGUAUACCGUCCCCGGCAUUCUGCACUACAUCCAGCAUGAGUGGGCCCGCUUCGAGAUGGAGCGGGCCCACUGGGAAGUGGAACGGACUGAACUGCAGGCUAGGAUAGCGUUCCUGCAGGGGGAGAGGAAAGGUCAGGAGAACCUGAAGAAUGACCUGGUCAGAAGAAUCAAAAUGUUGGAAUACGCUCUCAAGCAGGAGAGGGCCAAGUACCACAAGUUAAAGUACGGAACAGAGUUGAACCAAGGUGACGUGAAGAUGCCCAACUUUGAAUCAGACAGCAAAGACUCCGAGGUGUCGGCGCUUCCCGCCAACAGUCAGCUGACCUGGAAACAAGGGCGACAACUACUGCGACAGUACCUGCAGGAGGUGGGCUACACAGACACCAUCUUGGAUGUGCGCACACAGAGAGUUCGAUCACUGCUCGGACUCUCUGCAUCCGAUCACAACGGCUCCGUGGAGAACAAGAACCUGCAGCACCUCAUCAACGGCACGGAACGCCGCAAGGACAACAAGAGGAGUCCAGGAGAUGUGUUGGAGACGUUCAACUUCCUGGAGAACGCCGAGGACAGUGAUGAAGACGACGACGAAGACGACGAUGGCGAGUUGCUGGAUGACAAACUUCACAGAAGCAGGAAACACAAAAAUAAGGUGGGAAACGAGGGCCUGGCAUCGGAGGACGACACAGACACGGAGGAGGCGCUGAAGGAGUUUGACUUCCUGGUUACGGCGGAAGACGGCGAGGGGGCAGGGGAAGCCCGCAGCUCAGGAGACGGGACAGAGUGGGCUGAGCCGCUCCCGUUCCCGAGCAGCGGGGGGAAGUCCUUCCUGAUGGGCGGGGUCGAUCACGUCUUGGAGAGCGUGCUGGGAUUGGGUGACCUCGCCGACCUCACCGUCACCAACGAUGACACAGACUUCAGCUACGACCUGCCGUCCGGUCAGGAGUCUUCAUUCAGGAAAACCUGGAACCCCAAGUACACGCUGCGGAGUCACUUUGAUGGCGUCCGAGCGCUCGCCUUCCAUCCCGUGGAGCCGUGCUUGGUUACCGUGUCCGAGGAUCACACGCUGAAACUGUGGAACCUCACCAAGACCAUCGCCGCCAAAAAAAGUGCCUCUCUGGAUGUGGAACCCGUCUACACGUUCAGAGCUCACGUUGGACCCGUGCUCUCGCUGGCCAUGACCUCCAGCGGCGAGCAGUGUUUCAGCGGCGGCCUGGACGCCACCAUCCAGCGCUGGAACAUUCCCAGCUCCAACGUGGACCCGUACGACACCUACGAUGCCGGUGCGCUGGCCGCGUCGUGGACGGGGCAUACGGACGCCGUGUGGGGGUUGGCUUACAGCGGCAUCAAGAACCGCCUCCUGUCGUGUUCGGCCGACGGAACAGUCAAACUCUGGAACCCUCAGGAGAAGGACCCCUGCAUCAGCACUUUCAACACCAGCAAGGACCACGGCAUCCCCACGUCAGUGGACUUCAACGGCUGUGACCCCGCCCACAUGGUGGCGUCAUUUGACAGUGGUGAUGUGGUGGUGUAUGACUUGGAGACUUCCCAGCAUGCAUUGGUGCUGAAGGGGCAGAGUGAAGGAACCAACGCCGGCUGUAAUCAUAUCUACAAGGUGGUCAGCCACCCCACCCUGCCUGUCACCAUCACGGCCCACGAAGACCGCCACAUCAAGUUCUUUGACAACAAGUCAGGCAAGGUCAUCCACGCCAUGGUGGCUCACCUGGAUGCAGUAACCAGUCUGGCUGUGGAUCCCAACGGAAUCUACCUGAUGUCCGGAAGUCACGAUUGUUCGCUGCGUCUGUGGAACCUGGACUCCAAGACGUGCGUGCAGGAGAUCACGGCGCACCGCAAGAAGAGCGAGGAGGCCAUCUACGAUGUGACCUUUCACCCCUCCAAGGCGUACAUCGCCUCGGCCGGCGCCGACGCCCUCGCCAGGGUCUACGUGUAGCACACGAGCGACGCAAACGUCCUGAGCAACAUGGCCUCGCACACACACACACACACGCCGCCUGGAGACAGCUGACCUGUGACAUCAUCAGUCUACAUGACACUAAAGUCCCGCCUCCUCCCGCGUGUCACCGUUCAUCCCACCAAUCAGCUGUUUGUCUUCGGAACGUCCCGACGCUUCCAUGUUGGACUUCCUUAGCGGCCGGCGGUCCUCAGGUUGUCACAAUGUCAUCACGAACAAUAAAGUUGUUUCUUGACGGCGCCAGCAAAUGGACCUUCACGUCCACGUUUAUGUUCAUUUGCUUGCAUGGACGAAACCACCUUUGACCUCCACGACCUGAGCUCGCCAUGAACUCAAACACGGAUGGCGGCCAACCAAAGCAUUUUUUUUUUUUUUUAUAAACAUAUAUAUAUAUACGCCGCCAACAACGGGACUCAGGACUGCAGUCACGUGGUCAUGUGAUCACCUCAGCAGUAGCUGAGCCAAUCAGAAAACAUCUCGGCGCCCACCCAGCGACUUCCUGUUCAGGAGAACUGUGGAGUACAAAGAAAAGUAAAAAAAAAAAAAAAAGGGGAGGAGCUACAGAGGUGCGGAGCCUCACCUGCCAGUUAAACGUCAAUCAGCGAUUAUUUUAUUUAUUGUGUUUUUACAACGGAGGCUGCGGCCUGACACGCCCCUCUCCCGUUGACAUAGUCGACAGGGGGGAGGAGCCAUGCUGCUCGUGGCCACCAUUUUUUUUUUUUAAGUCCUUCUAAGAAAGUUAAGAGAAAACAAUCAGGGGCCUCCUGGAGCGACGCCACCUUCUGAUUGGCUUGUUUCCUUUCACUUUUUGUUUUCAACUCAAGGGAUUGGCGUGGCAAGCAGCUGACGUUUACGACUUAACGUGUUACUACUACUUCCUGUUGGUGUCCUGCAUGAUUACCACAAUAAAAGUAUUUUUUCUAGUCUUCCAA